Molecule: messenger RNA, 1644 nt
Organism: Centruroides sculpturatus (bark scorpion)
Lineage: Eukaryota; Metazoa; Arthropoda; Arachnida; Scorpiones; Buthidae
Product: methyltransferase-like protein 17, mitochondrial
Exons: 16
Coding region: 30-1448 (472 amino acids)
Biological process (GO): translation
Cellular component (GO): mitochondrial small ribosomal subunit
Molecular function (GO): methyltransferase activity; structural constituent of ribosome
Source: RefSeq, a predicted model, not a curated record
UAACCGCUAGAGGGAAAAAUGUAAACAAAAUGGCAGCCCCCAUGAGAUUGAUGCGUUUUCAUUUCAGAACACUUUUAAGUAAGAAAAUCACGACGUACGAAGAAGAGAAUGCUGUUCGAAUGUCAACAAAAACUAAGUUUACAGCUUUAACCAUUCCAGAAGUUGAAGAACAGUUAAAUUCUAACACCAUCAAGCAUAGAAAACAUCCGGGACUUAGAAGAAUAAAUUGCGUGAAGUUACCUGAAAGAUUGAUUAAUGCAGCCAAAAAUAUAUUAAACAAUAAAGGUUACACCACAAAGCAGUUGCUCGUUAACAGUACCGAUUUGGUAAAUACUUUAAAAUCUAGAAAUUUGCCGGUAGAGAAUAGAUACAUUAAUGAAGUUGCCAAAAAAGUCGAAUUAAAAAUAUGCGAAAAAGAAAAAGUAGAUUUAGAUUCUGUAGACAAACUCGACGAGAUGACGAGACGGAGGAUAAAAAAUAAAGUUCUAUUCAGGCUUAAACAAGUAAUUCCUCAUUGGAAAUCAAUAGACUAUGAUUUUUAUCAAUGCAUACUUUAUAUGGUGAGCCGACUCGCUCCCGAAUAUGCCGUUCUGAAGCAAGUUCUAACGGAGAUUACAUACGAUGAUCCAGAUUUUACUCCUCAUACACUUUUCGAUUUUGGAUCGGGGGUUGGAUCUGCUAUGUGGGCUGCUCAUUCUAUGUGGGGUAACAGUUUAAAAGAAUAUUUCUGUGUAGAUUCUUCAGCAGAUAUGAAUGAAGUUGCUAGAUUACUCCUUCAAGGUGGAAAAGAAGAAGGAGAAAUGAUUUUUAAAGGUGUUUUCAUGCGACAGUUUCUUCCAGUUUCUAGCACAUUAAAAUAUGAUUUAGUCAUCAGUGCUCACUCAUUCUUGGAUUUGCCCUCUUCCAAAGAAAGAUUAGAAGUUGUCAAGCAUCUUUGGAGAAAAUGUAACAAAUAUUUGGUACUUGUUGAUCAUGGAAGUAAUGCUGGUUUUGAUGCACUCAUGGAAGCUCGUGAUUAUAUAUUAUAUUUAGAAAGCAGAAGUUCAAAAAUGGCUCAUGUGAUUGCACCUUGUCCUCAUGAUCAUGUUUGUCCUAGACAAUUGGAUGGCACAGAAACUCCUUGUAAUUUUCAAGUUCAGUACGAAAAAUUACCUUUAAAUAAAAAACAAAUGAAUGCAUUCGAAACAUAUUCGUACGUUAUUCUAAAGAAAGAAUCAAGAUCAGAAGAAAUAGAUCCUUGGCCAAGAAUUGUAAGAGCAAUUCUGAAGAGGCAUAAACAUGUUGUCUGUAGAAUGUGCUGCUCGGAUGGAAAAUUACAUGAAAUUGUGUUCACAAAAUCAAAACACGGCAGGAAUUUAUAUAGAUGUGCACGAUCUUCACAAUGGGGUGAUUUAUUUCCUGGAACGAUAGUUCCAAUGUCAGAAAACAUAGAAAAUAUAGAAGAUUAAUUAUGAUAAUAUAUCUAUCAAAUUCCAAACUGUACAAUUAGUCAAUCAAAAAUCUUGAGAAUGGCAAUACAGUACCGGACCAAAUAUAUGGCAAGCUUGGGACUGGAACUGGUUUGGAUUUCUGAACUUGACCUAAAUAUAUACUUAAAAUAUAAAGUAAGCAGUAGAAAGAGUAAAAUUGUAUUUAACAGAUACA